This is a messenger RNA of Trichoderma harzianum CBS 226.95, 312 nucleotides long. RefSeq lists its product as hypothetical. The record is from RefSeq and is a predicted model, not a curated record. Lineage: Eukaryota; Fungi; Ascomycota; Sordariomycetes; Hypocreales; Hypocreaceae. The transcript has a single exon. The coding region runs from base 1 to 312 and encodes 103 amino acids.
AUGGCUCUUGAAAUGGAUCUCGAUCAGCCCUUUACACUGCCUGAUGAAGGUGCUGGCAAUCCUACCGAGCUAGCCAUCCCCCCUACAAAUACAGCCCCUACUGAAGCCUCAGCUUCUCAGGAUGGCACGACCUCGUCACGUCGUCUUCGCCCAAGGAAGGCAAAAACACCCGCAACCCCCAACAUCACCGCUUCUACUCAAUCAACUGCACCCCGCCGUCCUCGUGCUAAGAGCACAACAUCUAAAAAACCAAGCCGAGCAGCAUCAAAGAAGAAGGCUGCUCGAAGGGAGACUGCCCUGGCUACUACCUAA